This is a messenger RNA of Lotus japonicus, 2181 nucleotides long. RefSeq lists its product as uncharacterized. The transcript is spliced from 14 exons. Lineage: Eukaryota; Viridiplantae; Streptophyta; Magnoliopsida; Fabales; Fabaceae. Gene Ontology annotation, biological process: regulation of DNA-templated transcription; DNA alkylation repair. Gene Ontology annotation, molecular function: RNA binding. The record is from RefSeq and is a predicted model, not a curated record. Gene Ontology annotation, cellular component: nucleus. The coding region runs from base 390 to 1904 and encodes 504 amino acids.
CAUCUUCAAAACCCAGAAGCCUCAUUCAUCUUCCUCCUCCUCCUUCCUCUCCCACCAAAACCAUCAUCACCGCCCAAACCCCCACCCAGAACCAUCUCAACCGAAAUCUCCAAUUGAAUCCACCACUGUACCCCAGAACAAACAGCCGACAAAGAACCAAAUAAUGGUUCAUAUGUGGAUUUUCAAUGUGAUUGGUCCACCUAGAUCAUGGGUUAUUUAACCCAAAUAUUACCAUGGGUCAUUUAGACAACCCCUUAUAAAAAUGAUCAAGUUACACCCUUCAUUUGGUUAUUAUAGUAAAUUAAUCUAAAAAAUAUAAACUAAAAAAAAAGUUUUGCCACCGUUCACGGUCUUGGUAACUCAUUUGUUCAUCGUACAAAGGAAAUGCGAUGCUGGUAGGUUGCAGCAGGUUUCUCUCCAGAGUACACUGGGUUCUCAAAUUUACCAAUACAUAUGUUGCAUCAAGGCCUACACACUAUUGUUUUCAGAGACAGAGCGAUUAUCAUUGUUUAAGCUGUGAUUUUAUCAUGGGUGGUAGUGGUAGAAAAAAGAGAAUAUGCAUUGAUGACCUUGGCAAGGAACAGAAACUAAUGACUUCUAUCUGGAGACCAGUUUCCACUAAAGCCAGUUCCUCUCAAGAAAGCUUGAUGAAGGAUUCAACAAUUGAGUCAGGAGAUGGAGGUCAAAUUCAAGAAGUGGGUAGUAACACAUCUACAACUAUGGGUGAAACUACUGAACCAGCUACUAGUUCUAGUCCACUGCAGGAGAAUAUUGAAAACAAAAUGCGAGACUCAUCUCUCUCCGCUGAAAAACAUUCAGUAUCUGUGAAGGUUGGUGCUCCUCUAUUUCGUUUUAUUAAAGGAAAAGGGGGAUACACACAGAAAAGGAUAGAAGACGAGAUGAAGGUUAAGAUAAUAUUUCCUUCUUCAAAAGAAGAGGAAUUCGUCACUGUUGAAGGCAUUUCAAUUGAUGGUGUGGCUUCAGCUUCAGAGAAGAUACAGGAAAUAAUUGAUGAGGCUGUUAGGAGUCGAAAUCUUGAUUAUUCACACUUCGUGUCCCUUCCACUAGCCAUCUAUCCUGAGUUAGUCGAUAAACUAUUUGAUUUUCAACACUCUAUUUUGGGAGAUGGUGAUUCUUGCAUAGAUGAGAAUCUUGAUACUGACUCCAAUGAGGAUGAGGACACUACUGUUGUCGAAGAAGCGGACCAGUUGUCAAAGAAAAAUGCUGAUGUUGCAGUUGAGCUUAAAGUCGCUGAUGACAGUGAAUCAGUUAAAGUUAAUCUUACUAACAUACCACUUGUCAGUUAUGCACCUAAAGCAUCAAAGUCAUCUGCUCCUUCUGACUUGGGAAUUGACAAAUCUAUAUUCAUCAAGCCUAAAACAUUUCACCUUACAGUACUGAUGCUGAAGCUUUGGAACAAAGAUAGAGUUAAGACAGCUACUGAGAUUGUGCAGAAUAUUUCCUCUAAAGUCAUUGAAGCCUUGGAUAAUCGGCCUGUCUCCAUAAGAUUAAAAGGACUGGAGUGCAUGAAAGGUUCUAUGGCUAAAGCCCGUGUUCUAUAUGCUCCUGUGGAAGAAAUUGGUUGCGAGGGUCGUCUUUUUCGUGCUUGUCAAGUCAUAAUUGAUGCAUAUGUUGAAGCUGGGCUUGUCUUAGAGAAUGAUGCUAACCAGAGACUGAAGUUUCACGCCACCGUGAUGAAUUCAAGGCAUAGGAAAAGGGCAAAGCAGAAAAGGAAUGUAGACUCUUUUGAUGCACGGGGCAUAUUCAAGCAGUAUGGAUCAGAGGACUGGGGGGAGUAUCUUAUUCGUGAAGCUCAUCUGUCGCAGAGAUUUUCAUUUGAUGAAAAGGGAUACUAUCAUUGCUGUGCUUCAAUACCUUUUCCUGAAAAUAUGCAGGUAGAGUAAUUGAUAUGGUGUUAUUGCUAUUGCCUUACUUUCUCCUAUGUGGAAUGAGGAUUUAUUGAAGUCAAUUCUCAAAGUAUAUUCAACAUGAGAUUUAGGGUACUAUUCAGGCAAGAUGAGAUUUUUCAGUUUGUAAUGAAGAGGACAAAUGAUUGUGGCUUUGUCACUUGUCUUAUAUUGUGUCUUGGUCACGCGUUUGAACUGUGUAGAAUUGUGUUAUUUUAUAAGCUACAAGCUGUAGCUUCUGUGAAAAUGCAUCAUGGAAACAAGUUUUACUCAA